CUCUGGGCUCGGACCGGCAACAUGGCCAAACGUACCAAGAAGGUUGGGAUCGUCGGUAAAUACGGGACCCGCUAUGGGGCCUCCCUCCGGAAAAUGGUGAAGAAAAUUGAAAUCAGCCAGCAUGCCAAGUACACUUGCUCUUUCUGUGGCAAAACCAAGAUGAAGAGACGAGCUGUGGGCAUCUGGCACUGUGGUUCCUGCAUGAAGACAGUGGCUGGCGGUGCCUGGACGUACAAUACCACUUCCGCUGUCACAGUAAAGUCCGCCAUCAGAAGACUGAAGGAAUUGAAAGACCAGUAGACGCUCCUCUACUCUUUGAGACAUCACUGGCCUAUAAUAAAUGGGUUAAUUUAUGUAAUAAAA
Messenger RNA from Cebus imitator (Panamanian white-faced capuchin), 363 nucleotides. Its product is annotated as 60S ribosomal protein L37a. The transcript has a single exon. Lineage: Eukaryota; Metazoa; Chordata; Mammalia; Primates; Cebidae. Bases 22 to 300 code for a protein of 92 amino acids. Gene Ontology annotation, cellular component: ribosome. The record is from RefSeq and is a predicted model, not a curated record. Gene Ontology annotation, molecular function: structural constituent of ribosome. Gene Ontology annotation, biological process: translation.